AUGGAUUUUCAAAAUUCUUAUGCUGAAUCAAGUAAAAAACAAUCAAGCAAUAUUCCUAUGGAUUUUGAUGAUAACAAUUUAAAUCCUACAACUUCUAAUUCUGAAUCUUCUAAUCAAAAUUCUGAUUCUGAAACUAUAACUGGUUCUGAAAUUAAUAAUAAUUCAAUUAGUGAUAAUGAUAAUAAUAUUUCUAUUA
Scutellospora calospora is the source of this 196-nucleotide messenger RNA. NCBI's taxonomy places the organism in Eukaryota, Fungi, Glomeromycota, Glomeromycetes, Diversisporales, Gigasporaceae. The record is from the annotation of a GenBank genome assembly.